CGAAUCGCUCCUCUCACCUGCGCUCUCCUCAGUCCCCCCUGCGACUGGCGACGUGCCAGCCAUGUUCUCUCGAGACCGGCAGGCCGGCCCGCGCGCAGUCGCCAGGAGGCGGUGGCGGCGACGCCGCUGGCCCCCGCCGGGGCCGCCGGGCGUAUGAACGCGGAGGCGGCGCUGAGGUCCACCGUGGGCAGAUGGCAGGGCCCCCGGCUCGCGAUCUACGAGGUGACCGAGGACGCCGGGCAGCCGUCCUGCACCGUGAGCACCACGCAGGCGCAGGGGCACACGUGGGUCGCCCCCUCGGCCGUGCGCCUCGCGGGCGGCGGGCGGGUGCUGUGGUCCGGCAGUUUCGUCCUCGAUCCCGGGGAGUCGAGCGACACGACCAUCUGCCGGGGGGGUCUCCUGCUACGGCGGCGCGGCGGCCGCCGUUUCCAGCUCGGGCACCGGCAGCGGCGGCAAGGGCGGCAAGAGCCAGAGGGCGCCCAGAGGCCCUCCAGGGCGCCACAGCCGCGAGAUCCGCGACGUGUGGGCGAGCAACUUCCAGCAGGAAUUCAGCGAGAUGGUGGAUGCCGUAGCGAGGAGAGCGGGGAGUCCACGAUCCUGUCGCUCUGCGUCGACUUCCCGGCCCUGUGCUGCUCAGACGCGAGGUCAGAGGAGGCCUCGAGACAGUACAAGGAGCUUCGCGCCACCGUCGACGACCACUGGCCCCUCCAGGCGGGCAUGGUGGUGUCCACCUCGGACGGCCUGAUUCCGAAGGGGGUGUGGAACUACAACUUCUUCUUCGACGAGGAGGUUCAUAAGCACAACGAGUCGUCGCUUUCCACUCUGCGCGUCUCGGGGGUCGACGUUGCCCGGCACAAGCUCGAAGGGAUUGAUGCCGUGGCCUUCGGGCAGAACCUCGGCAACUCGGUGCUAGUGGGCCAGUACGGGUGCACCCCGUGGUGGCUUACAUUCAGCGGCUCCUACCACUUCGGGUUCCUCCUGAAGGUGCUGACGAAGGGCCGGCCGCUCCCCGAGGAGGUGGGCUCGUUCCUGGGCGCGGCCCCGUCGGUCUUCUGCCCCCUGCGCUACGACCUGCGCGAGCAGCUCCCGUGGGACUCCCUGGACGCCCUCGCGGGCCGGCACGGCGUCCAGCGUCAUGGGCCGCACUGGCAGGCCGGGAGCAACGCGCUCCUGUCCCUGGAGCUCUACAUGCGCAUCACCCCAGGACUCUGGGGGGGAGGGGGGGGCACCCUCCGCCCAGACCCGCUGCCGGAUCCUGCCCAGCUCCUGGCGUGGGCGCCCACCCCGCCUGGCCAGUGGCACCCGCCGCCGCCAGAGGCGCCCCCGGCGCCCGAGCCGGAGGGCCUCGGGCGCGGCGGCAGAGCGAAGGUCCACGCCGGGAGUUGCCCGCGAGUCCCUGGGAGUUCGAGGCUCGAGGUUGUCGGGCGUGUUGCGUCGAUUCCCCGCGGUCUUCCAGCCUCGGGAUGCUUUCCAGCAGCUGCGCCUCGCCGAGAGCGUUCUGGGGCUGCCUGGAUCCUCCCGGGCGGCCGCCGGGGGAGCCGAGCUGUGGCCCGAGAGCCAGGGGGCAACGUCAGACCCAAGAAGUGCGAUGACCGUGGCCAAGAUGUCGCGGGAUCUUGUCGUGAUCCGUGCUGGCCGUCGACGAUUGGCGUGGACGGCUCGUGAAUCGACGACGACCAAGAUGGACGAGUCAUGGUCGUCGUUUUCUGUCCAUCCAGAGCCCUUCUGACCAAGACCUCAGAGGAGGAAGAGGUACCGAUACUGCGACCUAUUGCCUCGUCUUCGCCUUGUUUGGGCCUCGUGGGAGGCCCUCGUCGCCUCGGACGGAUUCGCCUCGAGAUUCUGGUCCGAACGCACCUUGGGAGAGUUCUGGGGAGUCGCGGCAUGGGUCCACGAUCGAAACUGAC
Molecule: messenger RNA, 1907 nt
Organism: Prorocentrum cordatum
Lineage: Eukaryota; Dinophyceae; Prorocentrales; Prorocentraceae
Source: the annotation of a GenBank genome assembly